AUGCGAGCUCCGUCGUACAACCACCACGUCACGGACUAUUCCAAGCUCUCGGGAAUCAUAAUCCCUGGCUUGGCCUCCACGCAGCUUCGCGCUUGGUCGAUCCUCGACUGCCCUUACUCUCCUCUCGAUUUCAACCCUCUCGAUUUGGUCUGGCUCGACACCACCAAACUUCUCUCUGCUGUGAACUGUUGGCUCAAAUGCAUGCUUCUGGACCCGUACAACCAAACAGAUCACCCUGAGUGCAAGUCACGGCCCGAUAGCGGUCUUUCGGCGAUCACGGAACUCGAUCCUGGCUACAUUACUGGUCCUCUCUCUUCGGUAUGGAAAGAAUGGGUGAAAUGGUGUAUCGAAUUCGGUAUUGAGGCGAAUGCUAUCAUUGCUGUGCCAUAUGACUGGAGGCUGUCACCGUCUAUGCUUGAGGAGCGAGACCUUUACUUUCACAAGCUAAAAUUGACAUUUGAAACGGCACUAAAACUUCGUGGAGGCCCCUCAGUAGUGUUUGCCCAUUCACUGGGUAAUCAUGUCUUCCGCUACUUUCUGGAGUGGUUGAAGCAGGAAAUUGCACCGAAACAUUAUAUCCAAUGGCUGGAUGAACACAUUCAUGCCUAUUUUGCCGUUGGAGCUCCACUUCUUGGUGCAAUCGAGACAGUCAAAGGAACACUUUCUGGAUUAACAUUUGGCCUUCCUAUUUCUGAGGGGACAGCUCGAUUGAUGGUCAAUUCAUUUGCAUCUUCGUUAUGGAUGAUGCCAUUUUCAAAGUACUGUAGGGCAGAGAAUACAUACUGGAAACAUUUCUCUGGGGGAAACAUGGACAAGAGGGGUCAUAACAUGUAUCACUGUGAUGAGCGGGAAUUUCAGUUAAACUUUUCUGGAUGGCCAACAAAUAUUAUCAAUAUUGAAAUUCCUUCAAUCCGUGGAUUUGGAGCCUAUCCAUCGGUUACUGAAAUAGCUGAGGCUAACUUGUCUAGCAUAGAAUGUGGACUCCCUACCCAAUUGUCUUUCUCUGCUCGCGAAAUAUCAGAUGGGACCUUUUUCAAAGCAAUAGAGGAUUAUGACCCGGACAUCAAGAGGAUUUUGCACCAAUUAAAGACGUUAUAUCAUGAUGAUCCAGUUUUAAAUCCACUUUCACCAUGGGACAGGCCGCCUCUGAAAAAUAUCUUUUGUAUCUAUGGAACGGACUUGAAAACUGAGGUUGGUUACUAUUUUGCACCGAGUGGCAAGCCCUACCCUGAUAAUUGGAUCAUUACCGAUGUGAUUUAUGAGAUUGAAGGUUCCUUGUUCUCAAGGUCAGGAAAUCUUGUUGAAGGAAAUCCAGGAGCUUCAAGUGGGGAUGAGACUGUACCGUACCAUUCUCUUUCUUGGUGCAAGAACUGGCUUGGACCAAAAGUCAACAUAACUAGGGCUCCUCAGUCAGAGCAUGAUGGUUCUGAUGUACAAGUGGAAUUGAAUGUGGAACAUCAUCAUGAAGAAGAUAUUUUGCCCAACAUGACAAGGUUGCCAAGGGUCAAGUACAUAACUUACUAUGAAGAUUCUGAAAGUAUACCAGGAAAAAGGACAGCAGUCUGGGAGAUAGAUAAAGCGAAUCAUAGGAACAUUGUUAGAUCCCCAGUUCUAAUGAGAGAGUUGUGGCUUCAAAUGUGGCAUGAUAUCCAUCCCGAUGCAACAUCAAAAUUUGUUACUAAAGCCAAGCGUGGACCUCUGAGGGAUGAGGACUGUUAUUGGGAUUAUGGAAAAGCUCGAUGUGCAUGGGCUGAAUACUGUGAAUACAGAUACCUUUUCGGAGAUGUUCAUUUAGGACAGAGCUGUAGGUUGAAGAAUUCUUCAGCAAAUCUUCUUUCGCAUUAUUUAUAGAUUAGGAGGUCCCUUGCUGAUAUUUGAGAUAGUUGGAGGCACAGACCAUUCACAUAACUUUAGCAGUUACUGCAAAUUCCCUUUCGUAUCAAGCAGAAUCGGGACAGCAUCUCGGAUCUUCAGAAUGCUUGAUGAUUUUGUUGAUGGUAGAACUCUAACUUGGUGCCUCAGCCUUGUCUUUGCUCGAUUUUGCCACUGGAAGACACUUCUAGCCCUGAUUAGCCUUCCCAAACUCUGUCAAGCUGUAGCUUAUUAUUUUCUUGUAGCUUUUCGAUGCACCACCAAAGUAUUUUGCAUAUGCAUUGUUAACAUGGCCUGCUAUCAGAUUCUUUCCAAUAAGUGUAUUUUAUUUACUUAAGAAGUAUAGCUUGUAAAGGCUUUAGUGCCGCAAACGGAUAAAAGAUGCAUUCAACUACACGGUCUAUAUAUUCAAGAUUCACUGAAAUAUGUCCUC
Prunus mume (Japanese apricot) is the source of this 2305-nucleotide messenger RNA. It is a transcript of the gene PSAT1, whose product is annotated as phospholipid sterol acyl transferase 1. Gene Ontology annotation, biological process: lipid metabolic process. The record is from RefSeq and is a predicted model, not a curated record. Lineage: Eukaryota; Viridiplantae; Streptophyta; Magnoliopsida; Rosales; Rosaceae.